Messenger RNA from Linum trigynum, 3393 nucleotides. The record is from the annotation of a GenBank genome assembly. Lineage: Eukaryota; Viridiplantae; Streptophyta; Magnoliopsida; Malpighiales; Linaceae.
AACAUUGGCUUAAUGUUAUCUACAUGUUUCCUCUUUUCAGCAUUGAUCAGGUAUUGAAAUCGUCAGUGUACAAGGAUUAUAUAGAACGUGCAUUGGCGGAGGCAACUCUGAACCUAGUGGCUGAAAUCGUUCUGGGAAAGAGGAGCAGAAUCGGCGAGUUUGCUUCUCGACGAUGGUGGCUGCCUCGUUCUCCAGAUUUUGACCAUGAAUUGGAUAUGCUGGAAGCUGGUUUAAAAUCUCUUGGAGCUGGUAUGGCCGUUAUCCGCAAGCAGAGAGCGGAACUGAAACAGGCACUUCUGCGUGAAACGUCAGAGCUUCCCCAUCCUCCUUCAGGUUUGUCCGUAUAAAAUUUCGAGAUGAGUUGUCUUUCCUGUAUCCUGAACAAUACGCUAAAAUACUAUUUUAGUUUCAGGCCAAACCAGAGUGUUAUCUAUGUGAAAUAACGGAUUAUGAUUCUAAUUAUCAUUAUCCUUAAUUUUGCAGGCCCUAUCGAAAGUGUCUUCUGGAGGGCGCUACCUUACAGGGGACUAAAGCAUAUGUUAAGGGCGUGGUGGCGCAGUUGGUUGACAACUGCUUCUAGUAGCUAAAGAGCGAUCCCGAGAGCGCUACCUUCAAUACAGACUAGCUUCUUACUGAUAAAAUUUCAAAAACAAAGCUGACAAAUUAGGAUCAAGAAUUGAGAACCAACUAACUAACUAACAAACAAGAAAUUGAGUGAUUCUAGGGUAAAUUAACAAAUGUAUCGCUCCACUAAAUAUUUGCACAAAUAUACCCUUCUAAUAUUAAAACGUAAACUACAACGUUUACUCUCUCUUACUUUACCUUCUCAUCUUUACUCUCCCCCUUCUCUCUAAAAACUCUUAGCUUCCUCUGCCUUCCAUGGCUGCCGUCGGCUCCUUUUGGUGACCGGCGGCAGCCCAUGCCCUUUCUUUUCCUUGCUUUUUUCUUGUUUUCAUGUCGUCGUUUCUUGUGGCCUUGCUAUAGGCUUUUUCAUAUUCGGAUUUCAAUCUCUCCAGCCGUUAUGGCGUUUCAGAUCUAGGAUUUUCCUGUUCAAGGCUUGCUCGUUUGGGGGACCUGGUGUUAGCAGCUUGGAGUCUCGAUCUGACCCUUGCGUUGGUUGGUCUUCCAGGUUGGUGGUCUCAUCUCUUUUGAUGAAGCCAUUCUCAUCUUUCCUUCUCCGACCUCCCCAGGAUGUGGGUGUUGCUUGGUUGGUCGUCGGUUUGUGGAAGUGAGUCUUCUCCGGUUGUGGCGAUGGAAAUCGGUUCAGCGGUGGCCUUUGAACCUCUUCAGAACCCGAUCUCUCUUCCUGGCCCCUCUGCCUUCUCAGCUUGGAGCAUUCUGGUUCAUAUCCUUCUCCACCGCCAUGUAAUCUUCAAUCCGAGAUUCACUGUGAUGGAUGUCUUCGAGCAAUCCCCAGGAGGCGGCACAUGGCUUUGCUUUGCUCAACAGUCAUGGAUUUCGAUAUGAUCAGACAAGCUGACCCUAAUCUUGUUGUGUUUUGAUUGAUUGGUUGCAAGAGGGAUUUGUGGUUCCUGUUUUGGUCCGUGUGUUUGGAUCUUUUGUGUGAUUGGUUUUCAUUCUGUGCAUUGGGUCGCCCUUGUUGCAUCCUUUGAGCACAGUUUGUUAAUCGGUGGUUCUGGGUUUCUCUCCUCUCACUGGAUCCAUUUCGUUGGUUCCUCGUGUCCUUCUUGUAAUUGAUUCAGUUGAAAUGCAAUAAAGAUUCCUCCUUGUCAAAAAAAAAAUAUAUAUUAAAACGUAAGUUUCUGUACUGUCCAAUUAUAUGUUAAGUGGCAGAUAAAGAGGUUGUAAAAUGAUCUAAUUAUUUCUCAUUUUCUUCCCUUGAUCACUAGGGAUCACUAGGGAUGGCAACAAAACCCGAACCCACGGGUACCCACCCAACCCAACCUGGUUAACGCGGGUAAAACCCGUGUUGACGGGUUUUGGGCUUGGUUUGGGUUUAAACCCGCUACACUAUCAUCGGGUUGGGUUGGGUUUGGAUUUAGGUAAAUCCGCACCAUGGGUACUUGGCCACACACAUAUUAUUACUUUCUCGGUAUAUUUAAUAUUCUAAAUAAUAUAUCUUCCUUAAACAACUAAUAUUCUUUAUGUUUGUGGAGACAUGUAUACUUUGUUCUUUCUAAUUGUUUAGAAUGAAGUUGAUAUUAUGAAGUGGAGAGUGAAGAAACUUAGUUGACGAGGAAGAAACUUUCAAUUAAUCUUAUUGUAUAUAGAUGUUUAUCUUUAAUUUUGAACAAUUUGUAUUGAUCAUUUGCGGUUUGCUUGUAUGCUCUAGAUUGGUGUUUUUUGUAUGAAUAAUUUGUAUGAGAAAAUUGAUGUAACUUUUAUUUUGAAAGAAACUUGUUAUUGUAAAUUUUUUACCACAAAAACCCACGGGUACCCAUGAACCCGUGGAUACCCAGCGGGUUGGGUUUGAGUUUUUCAAACCCAGCGGGUUUUACCCCGGGUUUUUGUGGCGGAUAAACCCAUAGGUUUGGGUUUGACAAAACCCGCCCCAACCCGCCCCAUUGCCAUCCCUAGUCACUGAGAUUACAAAAAACGUUCAUGUUUGGUCACUGAAAAUAAUUAAAUCCAAUCUUGGUCACUCAAAUAAGUUAAACGGUUCAAAUUUGGUCACUCUCCGUUACCUUCCGUUAGUUUUUGUUAAGCUAGACGUGUUUUGUUCAGAGUCUGGAGAAUGGACAAAGGAGGCUUUUGAAUGGGAUCGUUGUAGUGGAAUGGCAACGAAAGGUGUAAUUUCUUGCAAUGGGGAGUUGUUUUUGUUCUACAAUCGAAAUGGUCCCGACGGCAUGCACACUCUGGUGGAUGGAUUUAAUCCUUUUCGCCUUGAUGUGCCUCCCACUCCAAUAGAUAUUUCUGCCUUCCUUGUGUAUCCUCGGUGGUCUAUUUCCAGCUCACAAGGCGUUGCACGUAGUUGCAAAGGAACAUGAAGCCAUGCCUGCUCGUUUGAGCGUCUGGAGGCUGGCAGAAGACCGUAAAUCUUGGAAGAAACAAUGCGAGGGGUUGGUGUCAGUGGCGGAUACAUGUAGCUUUAGGGAUGUCCCGUGACACCCCUAAAAUUUGGUUGAACGAUUAUUCAACUCUCAGUAGUAGUUUCGUAUGGUUUAAAAAAAUAUAAUUGGUAAUUCGGGACACCUCUAAAAUUUGAAAAAACGAUUAUCAUACCUUUAGUAGAAGUUUGUAUAUUAAAAAAAUAUAUGCGAUAGUAUGUGUUAUUCAAACCUAUGACACUUAUUAUUAAACAUAUUCUCAAUGAGGUUGCAACUCAUUUGUUGUUUAAUUUUAAACACUAUAUAUAUGCAGUGGCGGAUCCAGAAAAUUUUUAUAGGAGUGUCCUAUUCCAAAAAUUAAAUUUAAUUAAAAAUUAAAUUUAAU